Molecule: messenger RNA, 795 nt
Organism: Clonostachys solani
Lineage: Eukaryota; Fungi; Ascomycota; Sordariomycetes; Hypocreales; Bionectriaceae
Source: the annotation of a GenBank genome assembly
AUGCCGGGGACCCUGAUUCCGCCCUGGUUUGUCGACAAUGCGCCAACUCCAGAUGAGUUCGCCACUGCCAGUGUGAUAUGGGGCAUCUCCCUUGGCCUCACUAUCUUCGCUAUCAUCCGAGCAACGAACCAGACCUAUCACCAAUGGAUUCGAAAACACAGUGUCACUGCAUAUAUGGUCUUUAUCUGGCUCGAGCUCAUAUCGAGCGCUAUUAUCGGAGGAACAGCCUGGGGAUAUAUGCGACAAACUAUACAGCCUAGCUUUUGGUACUAUACAGGGACCAUUUUCCUCUGGUUCUUCCAGACCCAUUGCAUCCUACAAAUAAUCAUUAAUCGUAUCGGUCUGAUCGCUGUCAACAAGCCAUUCAUCCACCGCCUCAAGUGGUCUGUGUUUAUCAUCGUUCUUAUUAUCAACAUAGCCGUGGCUUGUAUAUGGAUCCCUAGCCGUCUCCAGAUAUCCGAAACAUACAUCAACAUCAACAGAUACUGGGAUAGAGCCGAAAAAGCAGUCCUCGCCGUUAUUGAUCUUUGCCUGAACGUCUACUUUGUCUAUCUUGUCCGUUCCAGCCUCAUCGCAUACGGACUUACCAAAUACGUGCGGCUAUAUCGCUUCAACCUCGUUAUGAUCGCGGUUUCUUUAUCUAUGGAUGUACUCAUAAUCGCGAUGAUGUCUCUCGAUAAUACUUUCCUAUAUGUUAGCUUUCACCCACUCGCAUAUCUAGUCAAGCUUCACAUUGAGCUCUCCAUGGCUGAACUGAUUGGCAAGAUUGUCAAAGCAUCUAACCGAAGAGGAGCU